Candidozyma duobushaemuli is the source of this 1638-nucleotide messenger RNA. RefSeq lists its product as uncharacterized. The transcript has a single exon. NCBI's taxonomy places the organism in Eukaryota, Fungi, Ascomycota, Pichiomycetes, Serinales, Metschnikowiaceae. The coding region runs from base 1 to 1638 and encodes 545 amino acids. The record is from RefSeq and is a predicted model, not a curated record.
AUGGCCAUUGCAGUUUUGGCGUUGAAUAGAGCCCUCACUCAUGCACCAGUCAAACCAAGAAGGUUCUUCGAUUCGUUGAUCGUUGUGCCCACAGAUGAUCUCCUACAAAAGUACAAGUUCUACCUUGAAAGCGCCAUUACUGAUCUUCCAGAGUUGUGCUGUCCAUCCAGAAAAACUCAGGAAUCAGAGAUCGGGUAUGAGACUUUCGGUGCUGAGUUCGUGGACUCCGAUGGUCAGUCCACCUUUAUUUCUACAGGCGAAUCUAAGGUACCCCAGCUUGUUGUGCUGACUCCUUCGGGCCUACAUAGUCUUCUUGCCAAAAGAAAAAACCUAUUUUCAUCCAUCAGACUCAUAGCCUUGGACGAUGUGGACUUCAUGUUGAGCAGCACUGGUUGUGGCACAAGCAAGAAUUUUGUCCAGCACGGCGAAAACGGGAAACUACAUGCGAAAGUGUUAGACUCUGUCAAGCAGAUUCUCAGGGUCCACCGUGAUACCUUCACGAAUAAGGUAAAACAGAGGCUCCAUGAUGUGGAGCUUCGAUAUGACUCCAAUCUGAGUUUCGCUGCUUCAAAGUACGUCAUUGACAGACCCAUAGAAAGCGAAGAAGCAUUUCCAGAAAACUUCAACGAGAAGCUCGUCUCGAAACUUCUUGGUGUAAAAAACAAGUUGACAUAUCGUCCUGUGCAAUUUUGCAUAACUGGAGAGCUGAAUUUCCCUAUCACUAGUUCAAUUGACGGAACUGAGAAAACAGCAUCUCAACUUCGCCAUCUCAUAGAUAUCCAUCUCAAGAAGGAUACCUUUUUUCUGAAAGAGAGAAAACUUAUCGAUAUGGACGAACUCAAUCUAGACAGCCACAGGAACUGGACCGAUCUGUUCACUGCAUUACCACCCAACGUUUAUUUUGCAUCUGCCAAAAGCAAGUCGGGAUUCAAGAAAGUCAAGGUCAAGCAGCUAGAGCUGAAUUAUUUGCAAGGCUUGUCGAAGUUAUCUUUCCACAUCAAGGAACUUCAAACGUAUUGCCUGAACAACCAUCAGAAAAAGUUUCUCAGGAAUCGAGUUAUGGAAAGAGACUCCAAUGGCUUUGAAAGUAUGCUUCGGAAAACUCUCCUGAAGUUCUACACCGUUAGCAAAAGCACUCAGCCUUUCUUGAUUGUCGUGCCACCUCAAGUUGACCUCAAGACCAUACCUGAGGAUUGUGCACCAAAGUUUCCUACAGAAGUUUACGAAACGCUACCUUCGAAGUCCAUACAAGGUCUUGAACAUUUCUUUUCAAAGAACAAUUCCCAUCUUUGCGUACAUCCAUAUCACCUCAUUGGUCAAAGCUUCUCAGGAGUGCAAAACAUUAUGGUUGUUGGUCUUGAUUCACUUCUCUCUGCAACUGCAUUCGAGAAGAAAGUGCAGCCUGACCACCUCUUGGGACUUCUCAAUCCAAACAUGGACUUGCUUUGCUUCUACCUUAAAAAGCUUAUGGCCUCGAGGUCGGCACUGAUGGAGGCAAACCUUCUUUUCAUAAAAGAGGAUAUUGCUCGAAAAUCCGAUACGAAUCGCCAACAUAAAUUAGAACUUGACUUGGAGAAGCUAGAGCAGAUACUUUUAACGAGCGAUAUUGGACAAUACGCCAACAUCAAGCAUUUCUAA